Molecule: messenger RNA, 2322 nt
Organism: Lobosporangium transversale
Lineage: Eukaryota; Fungi; Mortierellomycota; Mortierellomycetes; Mortierellales; Mortierellaceae
Exons: 1
Coding region: 1-2322 (773 amino acids)
Molecular function (GO): protein binding
Source: RefSeq, a predicted model, not a curated record
AUGUCGUGCCGAAAAAUCAUCAAGACAUGUCGCCGACACAGUCAGAUUGAGCGAUUCAUUUUCGAGGGAUGCGCCUGUGUGGCCUUCAGCGGGUCUAGGAGUUAUAACCUACAGCAUAAAAAAAGUAUCCAGACGAAUGAGCGCAUCACCACCAGCGACAAAGCUCUGGAGAAGGAGACCCUAGGUGAUAUAGAUGGCAGCGGGAGCGUGAUGAGCGAUAGCAUCGAUGGUCAUAACCCUCAGCAUGACGCACGCAGCAAUGUUGAUCAAAACUACCAUCUGACCACUCAGGCGCAACUGCAAAGGCAAAUGUUAACUUGCAAUAGCCAACUCUGUAUCACAAGUAACCAUGGCCCCUAUAAGCUAGAGUUAUGUAUGCCUAAGCGCUAUGAGCCUGUCCUUCCUCUACUACCUUAUUUUGUCGCCUGCUUCUCACCCACAAAACUACCCACCGACGUGUUUGUUCAUUUCCUACAGUUCCUGGCCCCUGGUGAUCUGUGGAGGCUGUGUGAGGUGUCCAGAGAUAUGCGAACUGCAGUGUUGAGUUACAUGUCAGCGCCUAAGAGAAUUGAGUUUGAGAUUGUCCGGGUCCUGCGUCAAGAAAAUUGGUACACACCGUCCGAAUGGCUUCGAGUGGCGCAUGUGAUGCAGUUUGAGAGCAUUAUGGACAACUAUUGGGCGACAUUUCGAUCACGCUUACAUCUACCUAUCCCGCCGCCCCCUCCGGAGCCUUCGCUAGAAGGAGAGUCACUUCCAAGCCCAGUAUUUGGGCCAGGCUACGCCGAUUUCCCAGAUACACAGCCAAAUCGAGGCCAGGUACGGGGCCAGUACUGGGAGGCUCAAAGCGAACUCCUGAUGAUCACUUUGACGGAGGAGAUGCCAUACGGUAAGUCACCAGAGCACCAUAGAACCCUACCAAGCGCCGUUCUCCCGAAUACUGGCUUCAAAACCGAGGAAGAAACAGCCCAGGGCGAGGGCCCCGUGAUAGAAGAGAAUGAUAUCGUUGGAGGAAUCAAUAGCCAAGGCACUAAUGAGAACAAUCAUGUGGCGGCCAAGGGCCUGAACGCUGCCAUGCCUUUAACGCAUAUACAGCUGAUCAGGAAGGCAGUGCUAGAUUCGCAUCUAAACCCACCACCUCUCCCACUUCAGCGAUUUCAAUCCAUGGUCAAUGUCAUUUUCGACGCCAACCUAGUACGACUCGACCGGCGUAGAGCCAUUAUCAAUUGCGCACGGUAUACCGCAGCAGCAAUUGAGUCAGUUUUUGGGAGGACAAUCGAGGGCCGCUUGCCCAUCGACCCCACGACAUUACUUUCAGUUACAACAGCCACCAAGGCAGCCACUGGAUUACGCCUGGAGAUGCUUGCGCCGCAAGGCGGGGCUCCAGCAGUUGCAGUCCCACCUGAGACUAUGACUAUGACGAAGGAGACGUUAAUAUUGCCAUCGCCAAAAUUGAACAAUUGCUUCAAGCAAAUGUUAUGGCAUGGCUGUAUUAGUAACCUUAUCCGCUUGUAUAAUUUUAUCCAAGAGCUACACACUCGCCCUUCUGUUCUCAAUUUAAGAACAUAUUCAGAUUCACUUUUAAACACAAGCUACAGUGCAUUGCGAAGAUACCAGGAGUUAGAGGAUAUAUUUGUAUUCAGCGGAACAGCGGGUGUAUCGGCAUGCCAAUCCUCCUCGAGUGCAUGUCCUUCAGGUAUAGAACAGAGAAUGAAAAGCCGAGAGAAGCAACUUAAUCAGCGGGUGCACGAAGCACAUGAUCAAGCGUUUACACGGAAACGGUUUAUGAUGAAGGAACGUAUUCGCCGAGAUAGACUAGUCAAAGAAGAGCUGUUAUCUAUUUGUCAUAUGGCGUGCGGUUUGUUCAAAAUCCGAGAUUUUUAUCUGCCGGGCGAAUCAUCCAGUCCCCUGUCAAUUGUAGCGCUUUUACGGAGAGGUAGCCCAUGGGGCGUCGGCGCAUGGCGUGAGGGGGAAUGGCGAAGUACUCCCGUCGAUUUGGACCAUGAUAUUGAUGAAAUCGCAAUGUCCCGUCGUCUUCAUUUAGAGCAAGAAUACAGGUUCGAGUCCGGGCUGCUUAGUCAUCAAGGGUUAUCGCCCAAUGAAGCCCAGGCGAGGAUGAGUGAACUUUUUAGCCUGUCCCCAGGGCGGCAUGGGCUAGAGGAAUGUGAUGACAUGAUAGAUCAAGGGCCUUGGCAAAGGCUUUCCUUAGCAACAAUUCAAUUUUUAGCGCACGAAAAUUUGGAAUGGGCAGGGAGUGGAGCAGACCCGGAGCUGAGCUGGUUGCGAGUGACUUUCCAGGACGAGGCUUGGUAUUAUCAUGAAUAG